AUGGCCAAGUCCAAGAACCACAUAACACAAAACCAGUCCCAUGAAUGGCACAGAAAUGGCAUCAAGAAACCCCAGUUACAAAGAUACAAAUCUCUUAGGGGAGCUGACCCCAAGUUCCUGAGGAACAUGCACUUUGCCAAGAAGCACAACAAGAAGAGUCUGAAGAAGAUGCAGGCCAACACUGCAAAGGCAGUGAGUGCAUGCACAAAGGCCAUCAAGGCCCCUGUGAAGCCUCAGGCCAUCAAGCCCAAGAUGCCAAAGGGCCCCAGCCGCAAACUCUGCUGCCUGGCUUUCAUCGCUCACCCCAAGCUUGGGAAGCAGAUUCAAAGCUACAUGGCCAAGGGGCAUAGGCUCUGCCAACCAAAGCCCAAGGUCCAAACCAAGGCAGAGGUCAAAUCUCCAGCUAAGGCCCAGGCUUCAGCUCUAGCACAGGCUCCCAAAGGUGCCCAGUCCCCUGUGAAGUCCCCAUAG
Messenger RNA from Apodemus sylvaticus (European woodmouse), 471 nucleotides. Its product is annotated as 60S ribosomal protein L29-like. Gene Ontology annotation, molecular function: structural constituent of ribosome. The record is from RefSeq and is a predicted model, not a curated record. The transcript has a single exon. Gene Ontology annotation, cellular component: ribosome; cytosolic large ribosomal subunit. Lineage: Eukaryota; Metazoa; Chordata; Mammalia; Rodentia; Muridae. The coding region runs from base 1 to 471 and encodes 156 amino acids. Gene Ontology annotation, biological process: cytoplasmic translation.